AAGAUGAAAAUGGUGUGGGCGGAGCCACAGAGAAUAAUGUGGUCGACAUGGACUUGAUGCCGGUGUAGAGAAAUGGAAAACUAUUAGACAGUUUUUAAUCCUUUUACAACAAGUAUAGACUCUUGUGAUAUUUCUAAAGAUGUACCAGCACCGGACAACAGGCUAAUGCCUGAGAAAUAGUUUUUUAAUAGAUAUUUUGUGGUAUAUGAUUGAAUCCUACCGUGUUUGUUUACAUCUAGGUGGCAUAGAGAUACAUUAGAGAUCAAGAUGGAGUAUUUAUUAGAGGUUAAAAUAUCAGCCUUGUUUGGCUUGUUAGUUCUUACUCUAUUUUUUGGCUUCAUUCCUGUUCGGAUGAAAUUUUUCCGAGCAGCAAACGGAACAGAAAUCCACAGGACAGUACUGAGUUUAAUCAGCUGCUUUGCCGGAGGAGUGUUCCUCGCUGCCUGUCUCUUGGACAUUAUCCCAGAUUAUCUGUCUGAUAUAAGUGAGCAACUACAAGACACAAAUGUGAGUUCACUUGGGACUGACUAUCCUCUGGCCGAAUUCAUCAUGGCAUGUGGAUUCUUCAUCGUCCUCAUCCUCGAGAGGUUGGUCCUCAGCUGUAACGGACAAGGGAACGAGGAAACGGCUCCUCUGCUCCCGCCUGCAGGUCACAGCCACUCGCACGCACACCGCUCCGUAAACGACAUGGAGAGUAGCGGCCACCAUGUCCACAUGGACCUGCAGGCGCAUUCAUCCUUCCGCUCGUUCAUGCUCUUCCUGUCCCUCUCGCUGCACUCUGUGUUCGAAGGUUUGGCCAUCGGCUUGCAAGCGACUGACGCUAAGGUGUUGGAGAUCUGCAUCGCCAUCUUGAUCCACAAGAGCAUCAUCGUCUUCAGCCUUUCGAUAAAACUGAUCCAGAGUGCCGUCCCGACCAUGUGGCUCAUCAUCUACAUCCUGGUUUUUUCCAUAAUGUCACCAAUGGGCAUCGCUAUCGGCAUCGGGGUGAGUGAAGCACAGCUACAGAUGGGGUUGUUAGUCCAGGCUGUGCUGGAAGGCCUGGCAGCGGGAACCUUCGUUUACAUCACAUUUCUGGAGAUCCUCCCUCAUGAGCUCAACUCUCCAGGGCGACAGCUCCUCAAAGUGCUCUUCAUCUUAAUCGGCUUCUCACUCAUGGCCUUUCUGUGCUUCCUGGGCUAAGGGGAGAUCGCAGAGGUUUAUAUGGAACAAUAAGGACAAAUAAUUUUAACUGACUACAAAAAUUGUAUUUUUUUUUUUUUAUUUUCAUUCUCUGUGUAUCUUUUACUACAACACAAUAAUUAAGAUCCAUGCAAUGCACAACUCACUCAGCAGUUCGAGCCAAAGGAAAGAUGGAGGUAUUUAUUUUUUUUUUAGCAAACACAACAUUUAAAUAUUACCUGACACAUUUCAGAUUUUAAUUUUUUUAAUCCUCAGGAUUUUAUUUUAUUAUCUACUUGAAAAGGAGGUCUUAAAUACCUGAAGAGAUUCUUGAUUAUUUUUUAAUCAUUUUCAAGUGUUAUUUAUUUUAACAGCCAAUCCAACAUUAAUGGGGAAGAUUACUGGUGACUGAAGUAUUCCUGCACACUAUUUUCACCGGGUAGGAUUUCAUAAAAUAUCCCUAACAUCUCUUCUUUCAACAGUGUUUGCAGUUCUGACAUAAGAUGUGUCCCAUGUGGACUGCAGCAUAAGAAAGACUUACAUGGUGCCUCAUUUCGAAGAAAAAUUCAAUAUUUUUUUCAAUAACAGUAAAUGUUUUUUUUCUUACCAAAGCAAUUUGCCAAUGCUGACAAUCUUCUAUUUAUUAAAGAAUGAUACGUCAAAUAUUUAAUGUUCCCUGAAACACGUUCCCCUUCCCUUCCCUAUUUUUUCCCCCUUUUUUUCUUUUGACAUUAAUAAGACACAAAUAGCAGCUUGUUAUAUUACUGACAGUCCUCAAUCCUAAACACUUUCAUAUUUUGGAAAACUUUUUGGUAACGUUUUUAUCUCUGAAAGCACCGACACUGGAUAUUUCUUCUAGAAAAUAAAAAAAUAAAUAAAUAAAUGAACAUCUCCUUUAAGAAGACUUCACUAUAUCGACAAUUACACAUGCUUGUGUUAGUUGUUACUAUACAAACAGCAAAACUGACAACAAAUCUUUAUAUUUCAAUUAUUAUCUUGUAAAUAAUAAUAGAUUAUGAUUCUAUUAUCAUUUAUACUACAUUAAUAUAGCCCUGAUUUUGCUUCGAAGAAACGACAAAUGAUCGUCAGAGCUGCUGUUAUAGAACUUCUGAACUGAAAUUUCACUUCUGUUAUGCAAGAACAGAUCGUUGUUAUAUCGCCACGUUCCUACUGCCAAUGUUUGCGUGAAUGACCAACUGACACAUGAUCUAGAAGGACCUUGAAUUCUUAAAGACUGCUGUUGAAGACUGGGCAGCUCAAAAAAUUCUCUCUGUUUGCAUUGAACACUGAGUGAUGGAGUUCAGAUACACACAAGACUGUUAAGGGUGUAAAUGUUUGUUGUAAAUAUGUUGCUAUAUCACUAUGGUGCCUUUUUUUUUUUAAAUACAUGCAUGCCAUUCUUUGGAACAAAACAAAUGAGAUGGAAAUAGUUUUGUUUUGUGCCUUACACGAUCAAUAAAUCCACUGUGGUGAGCGA
Molecule: messenger RNA, 2635 nt
Organism: Hemibagrus wyckioides
Lineage: Eukaryota; Metazoa; Chordata; Actinopteri; Siluriformes; Bagridae
Gene: slc39a1
Product: solute carrier family 39 member 1
Exons: 4
Coding region: 268-1179 (303 amino acids)
Biological process (GO): zinc ion transmembrane transport
Cellular component (GO): plasma membrane
Molecular function (GO): zinc ion transmembrane transporter activity
Source: RefSeq, a predicted model, not a curated record